AUGAAGAUCGGGGAUACCUACUACUCGGCUGAAUCUGCAGGUGGCAUCUACGUUCGAGCUGCAUCUUCACUCGAAGGCCUUGGAGCGUCCGAUGUUCGACGCGAGCUAGUCUGGUCCGACACGAAAAACCUGGGCGCUAUCUGGGCCCCCGAGAUCACAACUGAUCUCGGCCGGACCUACAUCCACUUCUCUGCCGGAGUAGACGCUGCCCAUCGCAUGUACGUGAUUAGUGCCGACUCGCCUCUUGGGGAGUACUCGGUCGAGACGAAGCUUGCCCUUCCAGAUGACCAAUGGGCUAUCGACGGAACCUUCUUCGUUUUUGAAGGCCUCGGAUACUUCGUUUGGUCCGGCUGGAAGAGCGAGGCGGAGAACUCAGAACAGAACCUGUACAUCUGCCGCAUGGACAGUCCUUCUCAGCCCAUCGGCCAGCGGUACAUCAUCUCGCAACCAAGAGAGUCCUGGGAGCAGGGCGACAGCCCACUCAUCAAUGAAGGCCCCGAGGCAAUUGUUGACCCAAACGGCCAGCUGCACAUUGUCUACUCUGCCAACGGUAGCUGGGACAACAAAUACUGCCUCGCAGACCUUCGACUGCGAAAGGGCGGUGACCCUACGUACGUGUGGGAUUGGUACAAGUCCAACGGUUGCCUGUUCGGUUCUCAUCAGGACAGAAUGAUGAACGGUUGGGAUGCGACCCUCUACAUCGAUGGACCUGGACAUCACACAUUCGCACUUCCCAAUGGCGACGUCAACGAUAGCCCUGGGGGCACGAGCCGCAUUCCGUUCGUGUUUCACGGUGUGGAGAAGGGUACAACUUACAGCUGGGAUAAUCGUGAUUGGUUUACCGGCAGCUAUGUCUGGUGGAGUAACACCGCUUACACUCGAGCGAACGUGCCGGGAGAUACAAGUAACACGGGGUACAGCUUUAAGUUCUUUGAGUAA
Messenger RNA from Colletotrichum gloeosporioides, 939 nucleotides. RefSeq lists its product as uncharacterized. The record is from RefSeq and is a predicted model, not a curated record. Bases 1 to 939 code for a protein of 312 amino acids. Lineage: Eukaryota; Fungi; Ascomycota; Sordariomycetes; Glomerellales; Glomerellaceae. Gene Ontology annotation, biological process: carbohydrate metabolic process. Gene Ontology annotation, molecular function: hydrolase activity, hydrolyzing O-glycosyl compounds. The transcript has a single exon.